Molecule: messenger RNA, 498 nt
Organism: Gossypium raimondii (Peruvian cotton)
Lineage: Eukaryota; Viridiplantae; Streptophyta; Magnoliopsida; Malvales; Malvaceae
Exons: 1
Coding region: 1-498 (165 amino acids)
Molecular function (GO): nucleic acid binding; RNA-DNA hybrid ribonuclease activity
Source: RefSeq, a predicted model, not a curated record
AUGGACAGCUUUCUUGAGUUUUCGGAGGCUGCUAAUUCCUUUAACCGGGCUGAUAUUAGGACUAGGAACCAAGAUGUUGUUUGGUCUCCUCCUCCUCCUCUUAACACUACUAAGAUCAAUCGUGAUGCCUCCUUUAUGGGUGUUUCCAAUGUGGCUAUUGCGAGGAGUAGCAACGGUGAUGUUAUCAACGGAAUCAAAGCACAAACGAGGUCGUUAAAUGUGUUUGUGACUGAAACCUUGGCAAUAAGGUUAGGUUUCUUGUUGAUAUAUCGCAACAGAUGGCAAAAUGUCAUUAUCGAAUCUGACAGCUUCAAAACCAUUAAAAUGAUCCACGAAAAGAUGAGAAUAUUGUGGGAGGUCUCGGCUAUCAUUGGGGACAUUGUUUCCCAUACGUCUAACAUUGGUUCUAUUUGUUUCCAACAUGUUCUUUGCACCGGGAACAAAGUUGCUGAUUGGAUAGUAAAGAUAAGUAUCGGUGGCUGUUGUCUCCCUUCAUGA